Molecule: messenger RNA, 1650 nt
Organism: Epinephelus moara (kelp grouper)
Lineage: Eukaryota; Metazoa; Chordata; Actinopteri; Perciformes; Serranidae
Gene: plaua
Product: plasminogen activator, urokinase a
Exons: 11
Coding region: 189-1382 (397 amino acids)
Biological process (GO): plasminogen activation; regulation of cell adhesion mediated by integrin
Molecular function (GO): serine-type endopeptidase activity
Source: RefSeq, a predicted model, not a curated record
CACCAGAGCCGGUAACAGCGUGAGUGCUAGUCCUACCAGAACACAGGUGCAUAUCAGAGGGAACAGAAAGGAGAUAACAGUCAUCUAAGCUGGAAGACAUAACAAAGAGUUUCAUCAGGAUUACAAGUUUGGACAGAAAGUCCACUACCAGACAAAAAUAUCCCAAAUAAGGAGAAGCGAAACCAGAAAUGAAGAUGAACCUGUUAGUCAUCUUCGCCAUCGUAGCAGCGUGCAGCGUUGAUGUGGCUUUUUCACGGAGAGGGUCCAAAAAGAACUGGUCACCAAGAGCCACUAACAUAGAGAUGUGUAGGUCCGGAGAUGGGAGCAGUUACAGGGGACUUGUGUCCGAGUCGGCACGCGGCGGCAGAUGUCUCAGCUGGAACAGGUUUAGAAAUCCCUCAGGAGCUUCAAAGGGACUUGGUAACCAUAAUUACUGCAGGAAUCCUGACCAGAGCUUGAUGCCGUGGUGCCAUGUCCGAAGAGCAGGGAUGAUUGUGAGAGAAUUCUGCAACAUUCCCAGAUGUUCUACACCAACAGUGAAUCCCAAACCCGCUCCAGCUGUGGACACAGAGCUGACCUGUGGUGAGCGGUCUGAGCGGAGGAUGUAUAAGAUUGUGGGUGGGUCUUUCACACCUAUAGAGUCAAACCCUUGGGUGGCUGCUCUCUUUCAUCAACGCCACGGUUUCCUCUGUGGCGGCUCUCUCAUCUCACCGUGCUGGGUUCUCACAGCCGCACACUGCUUCCCUGAAGGUGAGGGGACUAACCUCCAGCAUCUGUCUGUAUACCUGGGGAAGAAUGCCAUCAAUGAGACGAAUGAGGACAGGGAGCAGACGUUCACUGUGGAAAAAGUGAUCAUCCACCAAAGAUUCAAUGAGUCCAACUUAAACAACGACAUAGCACUGGUGAAGAUCAGAAGCAGAAAUGGAGGAUGUGCGGUGAGGUCAGCAUCUGCUCGGACGGUGUGUCUUCCUCCAUUUCACUUUGAACUUCCUGCAGGGUUUCAGUGCAGCAUCGCAGGAUUUGGGAGGGAGAGAUACAUGGCGUGGUAUUACUCACAGUACCUGAAAGAAGCUGAGGUGAAUCUGCUCUCCCAGACUGACUGUAAAAGUAAAACGUACUAUGGAGAUCUAAUUACCAAGAACAUGUUCUGUGCUGGGAGCCCUGACUGGAGCACUGAUGCCUGCAAGGGUGACUCUGGUGGUCCGUUGGUGUGUGAGGCAUCAGGUCGAAUGUUCCUGUUCGGCGUGGUGAGCUGGGGUGAGGGCUGCGCCGCAAAGAACAAACCAGGGGUUUACACAAAAGUCACCAACUACAACAAGUGGAUCGCAGCAAAAACAGGACUCUCCAAAUUCACCCAAGGGUUCAUGUAUCCCACAAAGUGAAGCUGUGGCAAAAAGUCACCUUAAAGGAAAAUUUGUAGCUGAUGUGUGUCGCUGUUAAUGUACAGUUAAGAUACUUUUGCACAGUGAAGAUUUACAGAAACAGUUCUAAGUAUUUUUUUUAAAUAUGUUUUGCUAUAUAUAGUGUGUAAUACUUUUGUAUUAUUUGUGCAUGAGCUUUUCAUACUAAGAGUGUGGAUUUUUAAACAAGCUAUUAGAAAAGAAGUUUAUUUAUCUAAUUUAAUUUAAGAAGCAUUUCCUGUUGUAGAAG